Molecule: messenger RNA, 443 nt
Organism: Caenorhabditis auriculariae
Lineage: Eukaryota; Metazoa; Nematoda; Chromadorea; Rhabditida; Rhabditidae
Source: the annotation of a GenBank genome assembly
AUGCACGAGACAGUGCCUGGCUUGUGGAGAGCGCAGACAGGCUACGCCCUCUUAGUGUCGCAAUCCAGUCGUGAAUCGGCUAUAUCAUUCAAGCAUCAGUAUAGAUCUAGACUUACAUCAUUUCGAAGGAUAAAUCUAGAGCUGAAGACAGCUUGAAAAUUGAUCAAUAUUGCAAGUUGUCUGCCUUUUUUCAGGCCUACGAAUGGGUGGGAAACGUCUCAUCGAAAAACAUAAUCAACAAUACAGACUGGGCUUGGACCCCGUCGGUUGCAGCAGACAACUGCGUGACCUAUACUCACGGGAAUCAAACACAGCCUCAAGAUCCUACUCCAGAAACACUGAGUGACGUCAAGUAAACCUAGUUCAAACCUUAUUUUUCCGAAAAAACUCUCAAUUUUAGAUGCACCAUUGGAUUCGGCUUCAUUUGUGGGAUGUACGCCUGA